Molecule: messenger RNA, 249 nt
Organism: Opisthorchis viverrini
Lineage: Eukaryota; Metazoa; Platyhelminthes; Trematoda; Opisthorchiida; Opisthorchiidae
Exons: 2
Coding region: 1-249 (82 amino acids)
Source: RefSeq, a predicted model, not a curated record
AUGCAGCUGGAGGCAGCCAAUCUGUUUCGGAUAGCAGGUUUAGUCAACUUCGUAAUGCUUCUUGUGUUUUCCGAUUUCUCUGAUCAUCAUCAUCAUCAAAGACAGCAACAGAUAGCAGUCUCUCGUGAACAUCAUCAUCGAAAGCGUGACAUCAGUGUUCAACGCGGAUGCUACGCUGCGGUACAACCAUCAUUUAUCUUAAAGCCUUAUUGUGAAGAAAAGAAUGAAUCUGGAUGGGAAGGGAUCUAG